AUCGCUCUUCCCAGAUGAAAUCUGGGAGCUCAGAGCCUGAGAAGCAGGACCUGACCGAGGCAGGGGCGGUGCAGGAACUCAGGUGGAUGGAGCUGGGCUCUGAGGAGACCCUGGGAACAGCGACGGAGAGGCCGGGUGCGCCACGGGCUUGGAGGCGCCUGCUGCAGGCCGUGUGGAGGGGUCACCUGGGCCUCACAACACAGCUGCUGCGGCAAGGGGCCAGUGUGGAGGAGAGGGACCGCGCCGGUAGGACCCCGCUCCAUCUGGCCGUGCUGCGCGGCCACGUACCCCUGGUGCGGUUCCUGCUACAGCGCGGGGCCCCGGUGGGGGCCGCCGACCGCGCGGGGCGCACGCCCCUGCACGAGGCCGUCUGGCAGGGCCACUCACAGGUGGCGGAGCUGCUGCUGCAGCGCGGGGCCCCCGCGGGGGCGCGCACCGGAGCCGGCCUCACGCCGCUGCACUGGGCAGCCGCGCUGGGUUGCACUCUGUUGGCCGGGCGCCUGCUGGACACGCCGGGCUCCUGCCCCGCGGACGCGGACGUGCGCGGCUGGACGGCGGCGCACUGGGCGGCCGCGGGCGGCCGGCUGCCGGUGCUUCAGCUGCUGGCGGCGAGAGGCGGUGCGGACCUGGACGGCGCCCUGCUCGUGGCGGCCGCGGCAGGGCGUUCGGCGGCGCUGCGUCUCCUCCUGGAGGAGGGCGCGCGGGCGGACGCCCAGGACGGCGCGGGGAACACCGCGCUCGGCGUCGCUGCGGGUUUGGGCCGCAGGCAGGAUAUGGAGGUGCUGCUAGACCACGGGGCAGACCCAAGCCUCAAGGACAGGCAUAGCCGCUCUGCACUCCACAGGGCUGCCGCUGGUGGACACCUGCCUGCUGUCCAGUUACUGGCAGCCUGGGGAGCUGAGGUGGAUACUCAAGACUCACUGGGCCUAACACCCCUGCACCACGCUGCCCGGGGAGGCCACAUGGACGUCGCCAGCCACCUCCUGGACGGGGGUGCACAGGUCAACGCUGCUGGCUGGCUCCACAAGACGCCACUGAACGUCGCCAGGGAGCAUGGCCACGGCCCCACUGUAGAGCUUUUGCUGAGCCGAGGGGCCAGCCCCACCCAGAUAAUGCAGUGGGGUGAGGUGGCCCAGGACCUGGUGUCUGAGGGGGGCCUGCCCCAGGCACUGCCCACCCUUUGGAGUGAGCAGAAGGACUGCUAGGGACACACAGCCCCAGGGCUGAGCCUGCAGGGCCAGAGCAAGACAGAUGGCUCCUGGCGCCCACAGCCUUGGGAGUGUGCCAGGCUCCUCUCUUCUGGGCUGAGGCCACCUGCCUGGGUGGAGGGGGAAACAGCUGAGAGGUUCAUGGAAGAGAAGGGGGCAAGUGGCUUGAGCCCCAGUAAUGGGCCUAUGGCCAGACCUGGGGUGGCCCCAUGGAUUCCCAGGGGCGCCUCAGUCCUGCACUCCAGAGACUGAGUUGUGGCCACUGAUUUGACCAAAACCUUUGUGUGCAAUGGAGGUGUCACCCUCAGCUAUUGUUUCUGCACAUGGCAGUGUUCUGUAUUUUCUUAGAUUCAGUACUUGUCUGUUUGCACCCAUUUGUUACAGGACCAAACCAACAGCCACAGUCAUUCACCUGAAUCCAGAGCCCACACUUGGAGCCUGCUCUCUCUCACACACAGCUGACGUUCCCUACCCUA
This is a messenger RNA of Hipposideros armiger (great roundleaf bat), 1684 nucleotides long. RefSeq names its product ankyrin repeat domain 65 (gene ANKRD65). Gene Ontology annotation, molecular function: protein binding. The transcript is spliced from 3 exons. Bases 15 to 1205 code for a protein of 396 amino acids. The record is from RefSeq and is a predicted model, not a curated record. Lineage: Eukaryota; Metazoa; Chordata; Mammalia; Chiroptera; Hipposideridae.